AAAACUCAUCACGCGCAUAUGGUUAACUACCAAAGCCCAGCUACAGCUAGCCUGCCCUGUCUGGCCGUGAAUCCAGAUCCCAAAAUUGCAAGCGACGAUCGAGAGAGGAAAACAAAACGAAAACUUAAUCAGGCCAGUAAUUAACCCGUCAUCUGUCUCCAUCCACACUGCUAUAUAAGCCUGCGCCGUUGUACUCUACCUAGGCUCGUCCAGUCCAGACAGCCGCGUCAGCACUCGCUCCAAUAAGUCCUAGCUAGCAAGAUCCAUCCAUCCAGCCAGCCGGCCGGCCUGCCACUCGGUCCGGAUGGAGGGCGCCGGCGAGGAGAUGGCGCGGCGGCUGUGGGCGGAGCUCCCGGUGCGCGUGGACUGGGCGGCCGUGGCGGCGCAAUGCGCGUACGCGUGGGCGCAGGCCAGGGCGUUCCUGGUGGUGCCCGCCGUGCGGCUCCUCGUGUUCGUCUCGCUCGCCAUGACCGUCAUGAUACUGCUCGAGAAGCUCUUCGUGGCCGCCGUCUUCCUCUCCGUGAAAACCUUCCGCCGCCUCCGCCCCGAGCGCCGCUACCGCUGGCAGCAAAUAACCGCCGGAGACGGAGAAGACGAGGAGGCUGGCCUCAGCGGCAGCGCCGCGUUCCCCGUCGUGCUCGUGCAGAUCCCCAUGUACAACGAGCGCGAGGUGUACAAGCUGUCGAUCGGGGCGGCAUGUGCGCUGGAGUGGCCGUCCGACCGCGUCGUGAUACAGGUGCUGGACGACUCCACGGACCCCGUUGUGAAGGACUUGGUGGAGAUAGAGUGCCAGAGAUGGAAGGGCAAAGGUGUGAACAUCAAGUACGAGGUCAGAGGGAACCGGAAGGGGUAUAAAGCCGGUGCGCUUAAGGAAGGAUUGAAGCACGACUAUGUCCAAGAAUGCGAGUACAUUGCCAUGUUCGAUGCUGAUUUUCAGCCAGAGUCUGAUUUUCUCAUGAGAACCGUCCCAUUCCUUGUGCACAACCCGGAAAUCGCCCUAGUUCAGACUCGCUGGAAAUUUGUUAAUUCUGAUGAAUGCUUACUGACAAGAUUCCAAGAAAUGUCACUGGACUACCAUUUCAAGUUUGAGCAAGAGGCUGGGUCUGUAGUAUACUCGUUUUUCGGUUUCAACGGGACAGCUGGUGUCUGGAGGAUCUCGGCCAUUGACGAUGCUGGGGGCUGGAAGGACCGGACAACUGUCGAGGACAUGGACCUGGCUGUUCGCACAGCAUUGCAGGGCUGGAAAUUUGUUUACGUCGGUGACGUAAAAGUCAGGAGUGAGCUACCAAGCACAUUCAAGGCAUACCGAUUUCAGCAGCACAGAUGGUCUUGUGGACCUGCAAACCUGUUCAAGAAAAUGUUGAUGGAGAUCUUAGAAAACAAGAAAGUGUCAUUUUGGAACAAAAUCCACCUCUUGUAUGAUUUCUUCUUUGUCGGGAAGAUUGCUGCUCAUACAGUGACAUUCAUGUACUAUUGCUUUGCGAUCCCAUUGUCAGUUUUCUUCCCUGAGAUUCAGAUUCCUCUUUGGGGGGUGGUUUAUGUUCCAUCAGUUAUUACCCUCUGCAAGGCUCUUGGAUCACCAAGUUCAUUUCAUCUGGUGAUCCUCUGGGUCCUUUUUGAGAAUGUUAUGUCGUUGCACCGGAUAAAAGCAGCAGUAACUGGUCUUCUAGAUGCUGGACGAGUCAAUGAGUGGGUUGUCACUGAGAAAUUGGGAGACGCCAGCAAGAUAAAGCCAACCAUUGAUGUAUUAGAUGCUGUGAAAGUGAUAGAUGUCGAGCUAACAACGCCCCUAGUACCUAAGCUCAAGAAAAGGCGAACAAGAUUCUGGGAGAAGUACAACUGCUCAGAAAUUUUUGUUGGAACCUGCAUAAUUAUCAGUGGUUGCUAUGAUAUGCUUUAUGCAAAGAAGGGAUACUACAUCUACCUUUUCAUUCAAGGGAUAGCAUUCCUCGUUGUUGGUUUUGAGUAUAUCGGCACGCGCCCUCCUCGCACUGAAUAAGCUGCCACGAGCUGAUAUGCAUGGUCAUGAUAAACUGCAGCAAGUAAAGCCCCUCUCCUGCACAUAUCAACCUCAGAACAUAAUGAUAUACUGAGCAUUCUUCCCAUCAGUCUUGGUCAGAUUUGAUCCAACUAUUCUUUACUUCCGAGAAGGCUAUUCAUGUAGCAUCGCCGUUUUUCUGAUAGUAACAUUAUUUACUGAAGCACCAUGACAGAAAGAUUGGUGCAGCAGCAUUCCAUUCAGAUCCUGUAGAAAUGCAUCCCAGGCCUGCAAGAAUAACAGCAGCUGUAAAUGAAAUAACAUGCUUUGCCAAUUACUGUAGAUUCUCCAAAAUUAGCCUACCCUUCCAUGCAAAUGUACUGAUAUAGAUUGUUCAGACAUGUAAUAGAGGACCAUUAGCACCUCCAGUCUAUAUCCUGUGUACUAGGCCAAAACUUGUAAAUGUACAUUUUUGCUGAACACCAAUAAUUCUGUCAAAUUCACAGAUUUCGAAGUGCACUAUGAAA
Brachypodium distachyon (stiff brome) is the source of this 2505-nucleotide messenger RNA. Its product is annotated as probable mannan synthase 11. Gene Ontology annotation, molecular function: mannan synthase activity. Lineage: Eukaryota; Viridiplantae; Streptophyta; Magnoliopsida; Poales; Poaceae. The coding region runs from base 305 to 1999 and encodes 564 amino acids. The transcript has 9 exons. Gene Ontology annotation, cellular component: Golgi apparatus. The record is from RefSeq and is a predicted model, not a curated record.